Messenger RNA from Manis javanica (Malayan pangolin), 3499 nucleotides. Lineage: Eukaryota; Metazoa; Chordata; Mammalia; Pholidota; Manidae. The record is from RefSeq and is a predicted model, not a curated record.
AUGUCUUCAGACAGGGCCCAGGGGCCCCUGAAGAACAAAAGCCACCCCCUGUGUUUAUUUACUUUUGCUCGUGUUAUUUUUAUUUCAGUUCAGCUGCAGCUCAGUGCGGAAAGCGUGGGGGAGGUGUAUAUAAAGAGUACUGAGACCGGCCAGUACUUGGCCAUGGACACCGACGGUCUCUUAUACGGCUCACAGACACCAGAUGAGGAAUGUUUGUUUCUGGAAAGGCUGGAGGAAAACCAUUACAAUACCUACACGUCCAAGAAGCACGCCGAAAAGAAUUGGUUUGUUGGCCUCAAGAAGAAUGGAAGCUGCAAACGUGGUCCUCGGACUCACUAUGGCCAGAAAGCAAUCUUGUUUCUCCCCCUGCCAGUCUCCUCUGAUUAAAGAAAUCUGUUCUGGGUGCUGGCCACUCCAGAGGGGCCUGAUGGGGUGCUCACCUGGUUGACCCCAGAUUGUGCCCUUGACCAUCGGCUGCGCUAACCCCUGGUCCACAAAACCUGAAUUUGUAAGCAAUGCGCUUCUAAAUGCCCAGUUCACUUUUUUUGCAGAGCCCUUUACCCCAGCACAGUUUGGAAGCGAGCGACCAAAUUGCUUCUAAGGGCCAACUGGCUGGCCAGUCUGGGUCUGGUUUGGAUGUCCAGUUGCCUCUGGGCAUCUGCUACAGGCUAAGCCCCUCAAUGCAAGGGUGGGGCUAAACGAAGCAUGUUCAGGAGGCAGCCAAGUGGGUUAUUAGCAAGUGCAUAUGAUUCCCUCUGCUGAGUAGAUCCUUCCUGUGGCUCCCCACACACCUGGCACGACUCCCUUCUGUCCUUUCACUACCCCACAAGUGUUAGCAGGGAAGCAAUGGCUAGACAGGAGGAAGGCAGCAUUCCGCGAGAGAAACAGGGACGAAGAAACCCCCUCUCAAGAACGGAGGGGAUUAAAGUGGCAAGGGGAGAUUGGAUUCUGGUGGACAGCUUAGAAGGACAGGAUCUCAAUGCAGAAUAAAUGAAGGAUGGGAGGCUCAGCCACAGGAAAGCAAAAUAAAUGCGCAGCCUUGGGAGUUGUUAACCAUGCCUUGAAUUUCCCAAGGUUAUCCAGCAGCAGAAAGCCCCCCGGUGUCAAGUGGGAAGCAUGAGAAGUGGGUUCUUGAUAAAAGCAAGGACACCGGAUGUUGGUAAAUUCAUGUGGGUCUGGGGUGGGUGUGGGGGUGAUGAAAAAGGAAGGGAAACAUGGGCUGAAGGGAAUGUUAUCUUCUAGAGGAUGAUUCCACACAUGAGAGGGUAAGAGAAAGGGGCACCAUGACCUGUGCUUAGUCACCAGAAAGCAGAGACACUGGGGUCCUAGGGCAGUGUUUACAAAGCACACUGGGUGUUUGAGUGCCGUUUCCGGCUCAGUGGGUCUGGGGUAGGUGACAUUUCCCACAAGCUCCCAGGUGCUGUAGAUGCUGUGGCCGCCCCCCACCAUACUUUAAGGUCCUGAAAAAUGUUUUUCAAAUGAAGGUGGCCCCACCCCCCACCCCCUCUAGCUUCACCAUUAAAGAACACACACCCACCAGCCUUCCUGAGCAUUUAGGCAGCCUUGGCGGCAGCUGUAACUAUAUUAAGGAGGGUGGAUUUAAGGCACUUUGGCCCAAUGCCUAUAAAGUGCCCAUUUAGAAGAUAUACGAAAGCAUCCUUCAAAAACGUUAAACCCUCACCAACAACUUUUCCCAAGAGACCAUUGUGUGACGAUUACUUGUAUAAAUAUGCUUCCUGCUUAAAGUAAACUUGACCCAAGCGACUAGCAAAUUAGAAACACCAUUCAUUUCUGACAUAUGAUACUAUUGCCAUGUAAGGGCCUUUAAUAAGCCAUUUAAAUUUACAUGAGACUGUUUUAAUCACAUUUUAAAACUAUAGCUCAAAGGCUACUAAAGUGAUUAGCAUUCAGCUACUGAGAAUAAUUGGAUAUGAUGAAUAAGCUCCUCAAUUAUCUACCACUUAAACUACAUUUACCUAUGAGAUUUUUCUUUGUUUUCCACUGUGCUGUUACAAAUUUUUCUUUGAAAAUGGGGACUCUUAAGCAACGCUAUCAUAAUUGUGGAUAAAAAUUGAUGAGAGUGUUAGCCCCUGUUAUAAAGAAUUGAAGUAAUUAUUAAUUGAGAAAUAACUCCUUAGUAAUUGAACUGUUGUAUUUAGAAUGGGAGAAAAAUGACGUGCUGUGGAAGUUCAAAGCAGUAGUUUAAUUGAGGAAUUGAACUAAGUUAACACUAUGGUUAAUAAUAUCAUUCUGCAUUGGUCCAGAAAAACAAUUUCAUAACAGUUUUUGUUUUUGUUAACUUGGAUAAGAUGAUUCUAUUCUAUUUUAGUACAUUUUUGCAGGUAAGUUGGGGACAGUACAGAAUGGUUUAACAUCUUUUUACUAUGAAGAUGUUUUACUAUGAAGAUUUGGCCAGAAAAAGGUACCCAGAGAGGAAAUCCAAGGUAUUUAUUUGGUCCAGAAUUUUCAGUGUAUGAAUCAAAUUCAAGUCAACAUUGACCAAGAAAAAUUAAAUACUGUUGCUAAUAGAUGAGAUGGAAUUCAAGACCCAAAGCAUUUAGAAGAAACCCUAUUGUGACCUUGGCAACUGCAGUCCAGUCAUUCUUCGUGUAGUCAUUCAGUGAAUAUUUAUUAAGUGCUUACUGUGUGCCAGGCCCUGUACUGGGUCCUGGGGCCCCUGGAAACCUUGUCUGUCUGGUUUGCUGCUGUUCUCUCCUAGGGCAUUAUAUUUAUGAUGAAAGAUGCUGUGCAUUCAUUUCUUUCAGUCAAGUUAAAACACAGACUUUGUAGGUUCCUGCUGAAUAAAUAGCAAGUCCCAGCAACCCACAUUUUGGAAGUUAGCAACACCCAGAAUAAACAAAUCCCUGCCAAAGCAUCAGGGGACAUGACAAGGUAAACCUAACAUUUCUAACUGUAGAACCAUGUCGGUGUCAAGGCAGGACUUUUCAAUCAGGCAAAGAGCCUGCCUGGUCCAGUGGAAGGGGACAGUGGGUGGUUCCCCACUUUGUAUCCAAUGGGCUCUAGUUCCCCUGCAUGGAGCACUCCUGUCCCUCGCUCUCUGCCUUGAGCAAGCCUUGUAGCCAUCUGCGGGUCAGGCGCCUCUCAUGGGGAUUCAUUUUCAGCCCGUUGUUUAGAGUUGCCUGCCAUUCUGUACAAAGCACCAGGAGCAUAUAUACUUUUCACUGUUCCCAACGUGGAGGGGGAGGUGGCGGCCCCGUCCUGGAAGGGAUGAUAAUCAGAGCCUCCUAUGGCCAACAGCGUGUACUUAAAAAAACUGACUGGAACGUGAUGUGUUGCUGGCGAUCAAGGUCUUUGCCUUGUGUCAGAGGCAAUGGAGCCCAGGGCCUCAGCUUUGUAGAACAUACUGCCUAAACCACCCAAGCUCAUGGCUGCAAAGCAGACCUCUGAUGAAGAGGAUGCCUGUCAUUUUACAUCACUGUCUCUUUACUUUUGCACCUUGCAAGUAUUAAUAAAUGUCCCACUGCUCGGUGACGAUGUC